Molecule: messenger RNA, 1407 nt
Organism: Apis cerana (Asiatic honeybee)
Lineage: Eukaryota; Metazoa; Arthropoda; Insecta; Hymenoptera; Apidae
Product: mitochondrial S-adenosylmethionine carrier protein
Source: RefSeq, a predicted model, not a curated record
AUGCUUUAAAUUUGCUCGAUGUUCGUCUAAAAAUGUUAAUACAUUAAAAAAAAGCAUUCCAUUAAUGAAAAUGUUACAAGAAAGUAAAUCAACAUCAUCUAUGAGCACGAAAAACUUUUUUCUUACUUCAUUAAUCUCAGGUGCUCUCGCAGGAACUAUAUGCGAUUUCAUAUCAUUUCCUUUGGAUACACUUAAAACACGAUUACAAAGCCAACAUGGUUUCUUAAAAUCUGGCGGUUUUAAACAAUUGUACAAAGGUUUGGGGCCUGUAAUGGUAGGAUCCGCACCCUCGGCUUCCUUAUUUUUUUUAACUUAUGAAAGUUUUAAAAUAGUAUUUGAACCUCAAAUAUCUGAACAAUAUCAUUCAAUUAUACAUAUGAUUGCCGCGUCAGUGGGAGAAAUGGUUGCAUGUCUUAUUCGAGUCCCAGUAGAAGUAGUGAAACAGAGAAGACAAGCAUUAUUAACUGAUCCGCAUAAAUUACCUUUGAGAACUUUAUAUCGUGGCUAUGGAAGUACUGUAAUACGAGAUUUACCAUUCGGUUUAAUUCAGAUGCCACUUUGGGAAUAUUUUAAGUUUCAUUGGAAAAAGCAUAUGAAACGUGAAUGCACGCCUCUAGAGGGUGCUCUUUGCGGAUCGCUAUCAGUUGCUAUAUCUGCAAGUAUAACAACACCUUUAGAUGUUGCAAAAACUAGAAUAAUGUUAUCGAAUAUGGCGAUAGGAAAAGAUGAAAUAAAAAUAUCUGUGAUGUUAAAAAAAGUUUAUUGCAAUUAUGGUUUUAGAGGACUUUUUGCAGGCUUUCUACCAAGAGUCGGUGGUUUUACAAUUAGCGGAUUCAUAUUUUUUGGUGUGUACGAAAAAGUUAGAGAAAUUUGCAUUUCAAAUUUACCACCAUAAUGUUACAAAAAAUAUGUUUAUAAAUACAAAUCACAGUUAAUAUCUAAUUAAAUAAUACUAUUACAUGAUUGAAAUAGAACAAGAAAUGACAGAAGAUCUCAAAAAGUGAGUAUUGACGUCAUAUUGAAUUUUUCACAUAUUAUGAAAAUGGAAAGAUAAUAGUAUUUUAUAUUGAUAUUACAGUUAAUAGAAAAGCAUGUUUAUGAUAAGAAUUUUGCCUUUGAAUUGAAGUAAUUAGAAUUUAGAAAUAAUAAUUUUCAUUCUACAAUAUAUUUAAAUAUGAACAUACAUAUUUGAAAAAACAAAUAAGAAAUACAUCAAAGGAAAAUAAAAUACAGAGUAAAAUAUAGAGUAUAUUUAAAAAUAAUCUUCAAGGGCAAGAAUUUUCUUACAUUUACAUUCAAUAAUAUAUCAAGUUACAGUAUACCGCAUCAAUUUACAUUUGUGAUAUUCACUUGUAUAAAAUAAUAUAAAAUAUGAUAAAUAUAUAAGAAAAUUGUGAUAAUUUUUAA